GCUCCCUCCGCUUCGGGGGCCUCGUGCCGCUUACCGUCGCUGGCGGUGCCGUUGGUGGCGCGGCAGGCAGCCUGCCGGGCGGCUUCGGCGGUGUCGCACUCGGCGCGGGGCCGUCUCCUUCGCCCACGCGGUUGGCGGUGGCCCAGGGCUUUGGUGGCAUACCGCUGGCGGCGCGAGGUGACCAGCGGCUCGGCCUCAGCCCUGGAGCAUGCGGCGAAGACAUGCUGCUGGACAUGAGUGGAGGUGCCGUGGGCACCGUCGGGCACCAGGUGCCGAGCGCCUGGCACGGCCACGUGGACGGCUGCUUCGUGGAGGUGCUGUCCUGGGGCACGAGCGCGCCCCAGCUCGCCCCCCCGCUGCGGUGCAGCUUCGGCGCGGUGGAUGGGUCGGUGCUGCACCUCGACUCCCACCCUGCCGCCCAGUGCACCGCCGUGGUGCAACGGCUGCAGCGGUUGGUGAUUCAGCUCGAGACGUACCGCAUACGUGCGUUGCGAGGCGUCCUGGAGCCGUGGCUGCAGGCGGGAGGUCGCUUCGCCGCUGUGGGAGCGGGAGGCCUGUGUGGCGCGACCACGGGACUGGGGUCAGCUGGCUUGGCGUCGGGCAGAGACGAGGAGGACGGCCCCCCCCCGCGACGAGUUGGCGGUGAUGGUCAUCGAGCUGUGGAGGCGCCAAAAGCAGAAGAGGACGAUUGGCGAGUCUCGGGCAGCUCGCGCGGAGACGGUUUUUGCGGGCAAGCGGGUUGGGAGGGGCGAGAAUAA
Messenger RNA from Prorocentrum cordatum, 758 nucleotides. The record is from the annotation of a GenBank genome assembly. NCBI's taxonomy places the organism in Eukaryota, Dinophyceae, Prorocentrales, Prorocentraceae.